AUGGGCAACACCUGCUUCAUUAACAGCUUCACUCAGUUAUUCUUCGCCGCACGGCAUUUUCGGAUAGACCUCUUGCGGGAGAAGCUUCCACGUCUGCUGAGCUCCCUCGAUGAUUCCGGUACUGGCAGUAAAACCGUAUGGGAAUGGGUUGGUGGACGCCGCGUUGCUGCAGGUUUUGUCCUCCUCAUGCUGCAGAUGCACUGGAUGGUGACGCACGGCCUUAGCGGGCGGGCCGUGGACACGAAGUACUACCGGUAUUUUUUGCCAGAACCGUUUAAUGACGGCUUUCAGCACGAUGCCUCGGAGUACGGGAAAGUGCUGAUGGAGCUCUUGGACAACAGCUGUGCCGGCGAGACCGCAAGGGAUGGCACCUCCUGUGCGUUGGAGGAGGACACCCCGUCCCAAUCCGCGGAGGAAAAGGAAGAGAAAGGGGAAAAAGUCAAGGAGGGAACGGUGUUAGAGGAAGGAGCGGGGAGGUGGGGACUCACCACGGGCCAUCUCCCGGCCACCGUCAGCACCCACACUGAAGGUAACACAACCGAGACUAAAAGUGGUGGCCAUGGAGACAUCAGCGGGGGUGGGACGACUCAGAGCACUGUUGUGGCACGAUGGUUCGGUGGGGUCUCGGCGUCUCUCAUCGAGUGCGUGUCAUGCAAUCACACACGAACUCAGUUGAGCCCAUUCUGGGACAUCAGCGUUCCGCUGCGCCGAGAGGAGGACGUCAAGUCGUGGAGCGACAGUGCAGAAGUCGUCUGCGACGAAGAGAAACACUUGAAGGAGGAGGCGCAUGUGCUGCGCUCGGCAGACGGACAUGUUGUUGCGAUUACCACGUACUGUACGUACGACGCCGACGUGGACGGGGACGUGAACGAUACAGCUCUGCCAAAGGAGGCGGAGGAGGCAAGACAGCAGCCUUCGCUGCAGGACCUUCUGGACAGCGUUCUUGACUACCGCAACUCUGGUGAGGUCCUCUAUGGCGAUAACAUGACAUAUUGUGAGUCCUGCCGCAGUCGUGAGCCUGUUAGGCUGCGAACAGCUGUGCACACCAUGUGCAAACGUAGGGUGCCCCUCACGGGGGACCAUGGGUGGAGAGUACAACAUGAGCAGCUGCAGGAGAGCGACAUUGCGGGGGUACCUUUUUACCUCACCCUGCAGCUCAACCGUUUUCACUACCGUCGCGAAACCGGCAGCCAUGAAAAGGUGAUGGAUAAGGUGACGAUUAACAAGCUGAUUGGUGUCCCGGUGCGGGUUGUAAUGCGGGGGAGUGGUUGCGCCGACAGGGCUGAACACCCUGGCGAGGCUGCGGCUGUGGGGAAUGAGGAGGAGGACGUUCUGCACGGGCGUAUUCACUACCGACUUCUCGCAGUAUUGGUACACAGCGGCCCCAGCCCCCGCAGCGGGCACUACUUUACAAUACUACGCUUCUUCGCAGACGCAGACGCAGACGCGGAGGGGGAAGACGAAAACGAUGGCACACGUGACUCGUGGGUACUGGCAAAUGACUCCAUGAUCUCACCCUUGACGUCAGAGACCGCUGAGAACGUGUUGUCCGGCUCCAGCGGGGUUUUCGGUAUGUCCGAGACGCCGUAUAUCAUCCUCUACGAGCGCUGCGGGUAUCCUCCGCCCGCCAACGAGGCGCUAGAACUCCCCACCGCGGUAGAGGAGCUGCUACGGAGCCUCGUGCUGCCAGGGGCACACGGGUCACCCGCCUCAGUCAACAACAACAACGGCGACGGAGGUGAUGGAGACGACGGGGAUGACGAUGGCGCUGUCGGUGGUGGGGACAACGGUGCUGAUGCGUUUGAUGCAAACAACCCAUUCUGGGGUGGCGGCACGCCCAUCUUUUGA
Trypanosoma rangeli is the source of this 1848-nucleotide messenger RNA. RefSeq names its product ubiquitin hydrolase. Gene Ontology annotation, cellular component: cytosol; nucleus. Gene Ontology annotation, biological process: protein deubiquitination. Lineage: Eukaryota; Euglenozoa; Kinetoplastea; Trypanosomatida; Trypanosomatidae. The record is from RefSeq and is a predicted model, not a curated record. Gene Ontology annotation, molecular function: cysteine-type deubiquitinase activity; cysteine-type endopeptidase activity. The coding region runs from base 1 to 1848 and encodes 615 amino acids. The transcript has a single exon.